GACAUUAUAAGUUAAAGCUUACUUUUUUAAGGUUGUUAAGCUAACCUUGUUUCUGGGUUUGUUUAUAUAAGUUGUGGGUCUUGAUAAAAAUGUAUACUUUAUGAUUAAUAUUUUUUUUUUUGGGUUGUUAAGUGUGUGAUUUUGGUUAAAAUCUUGAAAAUAUGGGGUCUGUUGGAAAUGGGCCUUUUUGUGUAGGGGAGUUUUAUUUGGAAACUAAAUGGUUGAUUGAUCCUAAGCAUUUAUUUGUUGGUCCAAAGAUUGGUGAAGGUGCACAUGCCAAAGUAUACGAGGGCAAAUAUAAAAACAAGAUUGUUGCCAUUAAAAUUGUGAAUAAAGGCGAUACGCCAGAGGAGAUAGCGAAGAUAGAAGGCCGUUUUGUGCGAGAAACUGCAAUGUUGUCAAAAGUGCAACACAAAAAUUUAGUAAAGUUCAUUGGAGCAUGCAAGGAACCAGUGAUGGUCAUAGUGACUGAGCUUCUUACUGGUGGGACUUUAAGGAAAUACUUGUUACAUACGCGCCCAAACAGAUUGGAUACAUGUGUUGCGAUAAGUUUUGCACUCGAUAUCGCUCGUGCAAUGGAAUGUUUACACUCACACGGGAUCAUUCACCGCGACUUAAAACCAGAAAAUUUGCUGCUUACAGCUGAUCAUAAAUCCAUUAAACUUGCUGAUUUUGGUUUGGCACGGGAAGAAUCGUUGACUGAGAUGAUGACUGCAGAAACUGGAACCUAUCGCUGGAUGGCUCCAGAGCUUUACAGCACGGUAACCCUGAGGCAAGGAGAAAAGAAGCAUUAUAACCACAAAGUAGACGCCUACAGCUUUGCAAUUGUGUUGUGGGAGCUCAUACACAAUAAAUUACCAUUUGAGGGCAUGUCAAAUCUACAGGCUGCCUAUGCAGCUGCUUUCAAGAAUGUGAGACCGAACGCUGAUGAACUCCCUGAGGAUUUGGCUCUAAUUGUGACAUCAUGUUGGAAAGAGGAUCCAAAUGCUCGCCCAAACUUCACUCAGAUAAUACAAAUGCUUCUUCAUUAUCUAUCAAACAAUGCACCACCUGAACCCGCAGCUAUCCCACCUCGGAUUUUCACUUCCCAAAAUGCUGCAUAUUUACCAGAGUCUCCUGGUACAAGCACACUAAUUGGGAAAAGAGAUGAAUCUAUUGAAAUGCCGAAAAAUCCCCAGGAAAACAGCCCAAGAGGCCUGUUCUCCUGCUUUUUUCGGUGUUUUUGACUGUAUUCCUCAAAAUGAAGUCUUGAAUACUUACAUCUUAUAUACAGUAAUAGUAGUGAAGAAAAGAGAAAACAUUAGUUGGGUUGUUUAUAGGUGUUUUCUGUUAACUCUCAAUGUCGAAGUAUGAAGUUGUAUAAUAAGUAUGCAAUCGCUUAGAUGAGAAAGGGGUAGUAGGGAGUUGCUGUGAUGUUGUAGUUGUAAAACAUAAGGUGCAUCCAAAAGCCCUUUAUUAUUCCCCCCAAGUUACUAUUAUCAAUGUACCAAUUUUUUUAUACCUU
Molecule: messenger RNA, 1504 nt
Organism: Erigeron canadensis
Lineage: Eukaryota; Viridiplantae; Streptophyta; Magnoliopsida; Asterales; Asteraceae
Product: serine/threonine-protein kinase STY13-like
Exons: 6
Coding region: 162-1226 (354 amino acids)
Biological process (GO): protein phosphorylation
Molecular function (GO): protein kinase activity; ATP binding
Source: RefSeq, a predicted model, not a curated record